Cylindrotheca closterium is the source of this 1839-nucleotide messenger RNA. The record is from the annotation of a GenBank genome assembly. Lineage: Eukaryota; Bacillariophyta; Bacillariophyceae; Bacillariales; Bacillariaceae.
AUGGGACGAAAAUGGUUGGAGACCAUGGCUGCAAGUGCCAUGAACGAAGUCAAGGAUUCCUAUGCUAAUAAUGGUGGUGGUGGCAGUGGCUCCAAACUAGUAGGAUCCUUGGUCACGGGUGCCAUGUCGGGUGCAUUGGGUGGCAAAGGUAGCUCCGCAUCCAGCGCCUUGCAAGCAGCUCUAGGUGGUGUGGAGUUGGGUCCUACGGUCGGUGCCAUUCAAGAACGGGGCUCCAAAUGUUCGCAGCUCGCCACCGAAACUGUGGAAUUGUGUCAAACCACCCAAUCCAAGAGUGAACAAAUGAUUGCGUUUGGAAAGGACAUUCAAUCGUCUCUGGAAGGAUUUUCUGGAAAGGUGGAUUCGUCCGCGCUCGAAACCAUCAAGGACUUGACCGAUGGAGCCAAAUUGCAACAGGCCAAGAGUCUUGCGCAAGGAUUGGAUACCAUUGCCCUUGACUGCAUCAACAAGUCGGUUCAGAUGAUAGAUUUGAUGGAAGAUUCCAUGGGAGCCUUGCCAGAUUCCGUCGAAGGGAUGAUUGAAGAUUAUGCCAAGCAACUAGAAGAUGACGGUGGAGCAGAAGCGGAAUCGUUGAAUCGUCUGAAAGGAGUGGAUCAGGAUUUGGACGAUGUUCAAUCUUGCAUCAAGGCCAUGCAGGAAUUGAAUUUGGCAACGGCCUUUCAGAUUGGAUUAAAAGCCUUUGAGCAAUUGUCGGCCAAGGCAGAAACUUCGCGGGCGUUGUUUAGCAGCAUCCAAGGGUUUUCCACAUCGGUGCGAGACAUUACGACUGACUUUUCCAAAUUGAGCAUGGCAUCACUGUACAGCAAAAUCAAGGAUAUUCUAAAGUGCAUUCGACUAUCAGAGGUGAUGCGAGCAUUGGCCGAGGCUACGAAAAAGAUUAUUCGUGUCCUGAUUGAUCUCUUUCAAGCGACUGCGUCCAAGAUUAGCAGUCUUUGGGCGGCACUGGCCUUUGCCAAGGAUUGCAUGUCGGACUGUUUGGAGUACGUGCUACAAGCCAAAGGUCUUGUUAUGGAUGCUCAUGACAAGAGCUUGAGUCUGGUCACCAAAAGUGAAUCGGUUCUGGGACAGCUUAAAACGGUAAAAUCGAUCAACAAGGAUAGCUUUGGGGCUAUUAAAGAAUUACGGCAAGGUGACGAUUUAAAGGACGCCAUUUCGUUGGCGACCAACAUGGACGAAAUGAUUAAAGAAUGUACUUCCAAAGUCACCAGUAUGGUGGAUCGAGUUCAAGACGGUUUCAAGAAUUUGCCCGAUAUCAUUACGGAUGGGUUGGAUGUGGAGGCCGAGGGACGGGACGACCAUGAUGCCCAACCACGGGGUGUCGACGAAGACAUUCGUGAUUUGGAGGCGUCCACUCAAGCCAUGGAAAAGUCGGAUAUCUUUACGGCUUGCAAGACGGGAGCAUCAGGAUUGUCGUCGGUAUCCACCACGACGGAGUCUUGUACCGAAAUGCUGCUCAAAGUUCGCGACUUUUCGGAGAACUGCAAUUCCACCAUUGCAUCGUUCAUGGGGGUCUGGGAUUUGGAAUCGGCCAUGAUUAAGAUUCAAGAAAUGUGCCGGAUGGUGGCGCUCGGUAACCUGAUGCAAGAGUUUGCUCGCAGAAUCAAGGGGCUUGUCCUGGCCAUUCUAGGAUUGCUGCAAGCAACAUACAAGAAGCUUUGUACUCUCGAAUUGAAGGAUUUGGGUAAGAAUCUAACGGCAGGAGUUGCCACUGCGGUGGGUGGAGUCUUGGGUAGUGACGUGGGCAAGCUGGCGGGUAAGAAUCUAGAUCAAGCAAUGAACAAGUUUACAAAAGGGUUCGGAGGUUUGUUUGGAAAGAAAUAG